Molecule: messenger RNA, 840 nt
Organism: Phragmites australis (common reed)
Lineage: Eukaryota; Viridiplantae; Streptophyta; Magnoliopsida; Poales; Poaceae
Product: homeobox-leucine zipper protein HOX3-like
Exons: 4
Coding region: 1-840 (279 amino acids)
Biological process (GO): regulation of DNA-templated transcription
Molecular function (GO): DNA-binding transcription factor activity, RNA polymerase II-specific; sequence-specific DNA binding
Source: RefSeq, a predicted model, not a curated record
AUGGAGUCCGAGGGAAUCCAUGAGUCCCCUUCGGUCUUGGAGCGCACCGUUGUUACCCCACAAAAUGUCCUCAAGUACUCCUCCUCCGGCUCCAGUGCAGAUGGUGGUAAUGGCUCCAAGAACGGGAAUGCGUGGGCGUUGGAACUCAUGGACACGACCAGCCACCCGGCGAGCGGCGGCGGGGAGGAGGAGGAUGUUCCUAUAUUCAGCAUGGAGAUGGAGGGCGAAGAGGAGAAGGGGGCCGCCGGCGGGUCGUCUUCCCGGAUCUGCAAGUACAUGCGGCUCAACCCCCGGCAGUUUGGCUGGCUGGAAGCAGCCUUUGAGCAAUGCCCCUUCCUAGACAAGAGGACGACGGAGGACUUGGCUAAGAGACUCAAGGUGUCGCCGAGGCAAGUGCAAGUCUGGUUCGCGAACCGCAGGUGUCGGUUGAAGAACCUGCUCAGGCAGACCGAGAUCCAGCGCGAUCAAUAUAAGCAGCAAGUCAGCUCACUGACUGAGGAAAAGCGCUGCCUCGAGAGCGAGCUUGCGAAGCUCAAGGCAACGCCUAUGGCGCCUCCGCCACCAGCAGAGCCCGUUUUGCUCCCGGUCCCGGGGCCGGUUAAGGCAUUUGUAGAACUGUGCCACGACUGCGGGCUCACCUUCAAAACCAUGGCAGCCGCGCCUGUGUUGCCCCCGGUCCCGGGGACGGUUCAGGCAUCUGUAGGACUGUGCCACGACUGCAGGCUCACCUACAGAACCAUGGCAGCCUCGGCAGUUUCCCUUGCACAGCCGCAGGGCGGUGCUAGUGCUACUACUAGCACUCCGCCGCCGCCUUCCUCUGCCGCCGCCGGCUCCACCUGA